Molecule: messenger RNA, 3606 nt
Organism: Amaranthus tricolor (Joseph's coat)
Lineage: Eukaryota; Viridiplantae; Streptophyta; Magnoliopsida; Caryophyllales; Amaranthaceae
Product: leucine-rich repeat receptor-like protein kinase TDR
Exons: 2
Coding region: 428-3193 (921 amino acids)
Biological process (GO): protein phosphorylation
Molecular function (GO): ATP binding; protein kinase activity; protein binding
Source: RefSeq, a predicted model, not a curated record
CUCAGACCCUAAUUCCUAUCCUUCUUUUUAAGUCUUAAGGGUAUUAAAAUAUGCAAAUGAAGAUAUGAUAUAUGCUAAUCAUGAAUCAACUUUAUACUUAACACCUAAUAAAUCAUAUAAAGCAGCUGUGGAUAUGGUCCCCUUAUGUUUCCUCUUUUUCUAAGCCGUUUGAGUAAUGAACUCCCUAUUCUACUGUUCUUUGUUUCCCAUGCAAUUUGAAUAUCAUCAUUCUUCUUUCUCAAUUCUCAUCCCCACACAAAAACAUAUUCUUUCUUGUUUGCUUUUAAACAAAUUAUAAAUUAGCUCUUUCACACUUUAAUCCACUCCAUACUCCAUUCUACUCCACUCCCCACUCCCCACUCCCCAACAGGGUUGGGCUCACUCUAUCUCAUAUUUCUCUUUCUCUCUGCCACUACUCCAAGUCCCAAUGGAGAUUUCACCAAUCUUAUUGUGUUUAAACCUCAUUCUUGUUACUUCCAUGAUUGUUACUGUACCUGCUGCUGAUGUUUUCUCUGAUGCCCUGAUAAGCUUAAAAUCCGAGUUAAUGGAUGAUUACAAUACUUUAGAUGAUUGGUUCUUGCCUUCCAAGAACAACCCAUCUGUAGAAAUAGCAGCUUGUUCAUGGUCUGGGGUUUCUUGCAACAAUAACUCCACCAUAAUCAUUGGGUUGGACCUAUCAAGAAGAGGUCUAGCAGGAGAACUUUCUGGGAAACAAUUUGGUGUCUUUGUUCAUCUUGUUAGCCUCAAUCUCAGUCUCAAUUUGUUUUCUGGGAAACUUCCUGUUUCAAUCUUUAAUCUCACUAACUUGAAAAGCUUAGACAUAAGUAGGAACAAUUUUUCAGGUAAUUUCCCACAUGGGGUUUCAGGGUUAAAGAAGCUUGUGGUGUUAGAUGCCUUGAGCAAUAGUUUUUCAGGGCCAUUGCCUGCUGAGGUUUCGCAGAUUGAGUCACUCAAAGUUCUUAACUUUGCUGGGAGUUACUUCAGUGGGCCAAUCCCUUCAGAAUUUGGGAAUUUCAAGGGCUUAGAAUUCAUUCAUUUGGCUGGAAAUCUUCUUGGUGGUCAUAUUUCUCCUGAGCUGGGAAAGCUUCAAAGUGUUACCCACAUGGAAAUUGGCUAUAAUUCAUACCAAGGUGGCAUCCCUUGGGAAAUAGGAAACAUGAGUGAACUUCAAUACCUUGAUAUUGCAGGAGCAAAUCUCUCUGGCCAAAUUCCAAAAAAUAUUGGGAAUUUGGCUAAGCUUGAAUCCCUUUUCUUAUUCAGAAACCAAUUCAGUGGGUUUAUUCCCUCAGAGUUCAGCAAAUUGGUUUCUCUGCAAAGUUUGGAUCUUUCUGACAAUAUGAUUUCUGGGGAAAUCCCAGAAAGUUUCGCAGAGCUCAAGAAUCUCACUUUUCUCAGCCUUUUUCAAAACGAAAUGAGUGGCACUAUUCCCCAAGCCAUAGCAGAUCUUCCUCUGCUGGAUACUCUCCUCCUUUGGAACAAUUAUUUCUCAGGGUUGCUUCCAAAGAGCUUGGGGAUCAACUCAAACCUGAAAUUGGUGGAUGUUUCAACUAACAAUUUCAGCGGUGAGAUACCUCCUAAUCUGUGUGCCAAUGGCAUGCUUUCCAAGCUUAUAUUGUUCUCCAACUCUUUUACUGGUGAGCUUCCCCUUUUCCUCUCCAAUUGUUCAUCUCUUGUUCGCAUUCGAUUCGAAUAUAAUUCACUCUCAGGUCCCAUCUCAUUUAAAUUUGGUUCUUUAUCUGAAAUUUCGUAUGUGGAUUUGUCAAAUAACAAGUUGAUAGGGGGUAUUCCGGAAGAUAUUAAUCAAGCUUCUAAGCUUGAGUAUUUCAAUGUCUCCAAUAACCCUGAGCUUGGUGGUAAACUUCCACCUAAGCUUUGGUCUUUACCAUUACUAAGCAACUUUUCUGCAUCUUCUUGUGGCAUAUCAGGCAAUAUUCCCUCUUUCCAAUCUUGCAAAUCUCUUACUGUUAUUGAACUUAGUUCAAAUUACCUGUUGGGAGAUAUGCCAGAAACCAUUUCAGAUUGCCAAGGUCUUAGUAUCAUAGACCUAUCUCAUAAUAAUCUCAGUGGUGAAAUCCCUGAAAACUUGGGUCACUCAACUAGUUUACAGCUACUAAAUGUGUCAUUCAAUGAUAUAUCUGGUUCGAUACCUCGAGGCAAAAGUUUUAGGUUAAUGGAUAGCAGUGCUUUUGUGGGUAAUUCAAAGUUAUGUGGGGAGCCUUUAGAGGAAUGCCCAAAUUCUAAAGCAAUCCAAGCAGAGUUUUUGUGGGUACUAAUACUUUGUGUAGCUAUUGUUUUUUUUAUAGCCCUUGCUGUUUCUGGAGUAUAUUAUAUCCAGAAGGGAAGAACAAAAGGUCAUUGGAAAAUGAUCUCUUUUACUGGAUUGCCCAACUUCACUGCAAAUGAUGUUUUGAAGAGCUUUAGUUCUCCAGAGUUCAUGGAGACAGCAUCUCCAGUAUGCAAAGUCACCUUGCCAACAGGAAUAACAGUUUCUGUAAAGAAGAUUGAGUGGGACCCACAGAGAAUGGAAAUUAUGGAAGAGUUUAUCAUCCAAAUGGGCAAUGCAAGGCAUAAAAACCUGACUAGAGUGCUUGGAUAUUGCUACAAUAAGGAUCUUGUGUAUGUUCUGUAUGAUUACUUGCCAAAUGGAAAUCUGGCCGAAAAGAUUUUAGCACAACAGGAUUGGGCUUCCAAGUAUAAGAUAGUGUUGGGUAUUGCAAAGGGCCUUUGCUUCCUUCAUCAUGACUGCUAUCCAGCUAUUCCUCAUGGCGAUCUUAGGACGGGUAACAUCGUGUUAGAUGAAAGCAUGGAACCUCAGUUGACGGAAUUUGGUUUUCGAUUUCUAAUGCUACUUAACAAAGGCUCAUUCCCGCUAACACCAUCCAAAUUGCAGUCAGCAGGUCAAGAGGCAUCAAUCAAAGAGGAGAUGUACGCGGAUAUAUAUAACUUUGGAAAGGUGAUACUGGAAAUCUUGACAAAUGGAAGGAUAAAAGAUGUGACUAAGAGCAUUCAAAGCAAGGCAAUAGAAGAUCUUUUAGAAGAGAUAUGCAGUGAAAACGAAAUUGGUGAACAAGUAUAUUUGAGGAAGGAGAUAAGUUUAGUACUCGAAGUUGCUUUACUUAGCACGAGAAGCAGGCCAUCUGAGCAGCCAUCGAUGAAAGAUGUACUGAAUCGUCUAUCUGGAUUGAAUUGUUAAUUGUAAAGAAAGGAUUUAGAUAACGGAAAGAAGUAAAUAAUAUAAUGGCAUAACACAGCUGCAAUGAUUGCGGUUUGCGAGUUAUCCAAUCAGUAGCAUUUAGGAGUAUGAUUAAGAUUGCCUGAUGCAUUGAUGCGGCUAUAUUCCUGAUCUCCCUGAUUAUUCCCUUCUGUAAACUGUAAUUGUAGUGCUGUAAAAAUGCAGCCAGUCAGCUGUCUGAAAUUGUACGAGCAAAAAUAUUUGUGUAUUGAGUUGUGCUUAUUGCCUUGUAUUCAACAAUUUCUGUGAUGUGUGGAUUUUUUAUGUAAUGGAAAUGGAAAUGCAACAAUGCAUGCAAUGUUGGCAGCAAUAAUACAUUGGAUUCAGAGUUAUGUUGAGGAUAUACUUACUAUAUAUCAAAUAUAUGCAAUGUU